AUGGCUGGCGCUGUCGGACCCUGUGCUAUACAAACCCUGAAUAGUCGACCGGAAGUCGCCCCCUCACCCCCUCACAUCGCAUCGUCCGUCAUCGAUACUCUUCGUGGAGACGGAGAUUCAGCUUUCCCAAAACUGCUGUUCGUCACCAAUAAGGAUAUCAGGAUUGCCAAUGUUUCUCGACCAUCAAAAGUUGUUACUAUUGUUAAGGAUAUUGAGGAAGGGGCCGCAGUGGACUACUAUUAUGCCGGAUCUCGGAUCUGCUGGACAGAUCGGGGACUGGAGAUGAUCCAGUGUGUUACGUACAAUGGCUCAGAAGCGUACAAUAGGGUCGAGGUGGUAACGUCUGGACUGAUAACUCCUGAUGGUCUGGCGUGCGACUGGCUCACCAAGAAAUUGUACUGGACGGAUGGGGAAACCAACAGGGUGGAGGUGGCAACACUGGACGGCAAACUACGCAAGGUGCUGUUCUGGGACGACAUCGACCAACCACGGGCCAUUGCUGUCGUCCCCAUGGACAGCCUAGUGUUCUGGACUGACUGGGGAGAGGUGCCAAAGAUCGAGAGGGCAGGGAUGAACGGAGAUCCUACCACAAGGAAAGUCAUUGUCAACAGCAACAUAUUCUGGCCCAACGGACUGACAGUUGAUUACGACCAAAGGCGGAUCUAUUGGCUCGACGGAAGGCUACAUUUCAUUGAGGUAAUGGAUUACGAUGGAAGAAACAGGAAGCAUUUAGCUGAGAAAGGCGUGAUCUAUCCUUUUGCUUUAGCACUGUUCCAAGAUAAGCUGUACUGGACUGAUUGGAAAACUUGGUCAGUGCAUGUGUUUGACCGCACCAGCGGAGGCUCACCCAAGGAGAUGCUGCACAGCAACUAUGUGCCGAUGGACAUCAGAGUGUGGGACCCACGGAGACAACCCUACAAGUGGACGCCCUGCGAGCACAACAACGGCGGCUGCUCUCAUCUGUGCUUGCUAGCUCCGUACGCUCCUGGCUUCACAUGUGCCUGCCCCACCGGCAUCAAACUCAUCAACAACUUUACUUGUGCAAACGGAGCCCAAGAACUGCUGUUGAUAGUGCAGAGAACUGACAUCAGCAGGAUAUCCCUGGACUCUCCAGACCACACCAACCUUGUGUUGCCGCUCACUGGAGUCAAGCAUUCCAUAGCCAUAGACUACGAUCCUAUCGAUGGCUACAUCUACUGGACCGAUGACGAUGUUCAGGCGAUCAGGAGAGCGCGGAUGAAUGGUAGUGGACAAGAGGAUUUGAUAACAACAGAGGUGGAACAUCCAGACGGGAUAGCAGUAGACUGGAUAGCCCGCAACAUGUACUGGACAGACACUGGCACUGACAGGAUAGAGGUGGCCAGGCUAGAUGGACGUGCCAGAAAGGUGCUGAUCAACGAGGACCUGGUGGAGCCUAGAGCUGUGGCAGUAGCACCGGAACACGGCUGGCUGUUUUGGUCCGACUGGAAUGAGAAGCGGCCCAAGAUCGAGCGAGCGGCUCUGGAUGGCUCGGAGAGAGUUGUGCUGGUCCGAGAAGGGUUGGGUUGGCCCAACGGUAUUGCCCUGGACUACGGCACUAGCAAGCUCUACUGGUGCGAUGCUAAGACAGACAAAAUUGAGGUUAUCAACAUGGACGGGAGUGACAGACGCGAGGUGAUCAGUGACAACUUGCUGCACAUCUUCGGCCUGACGCUGCUGGGGGACUAUCUGUACUGGACGGACUGGCAACGGCGCAGUGUGGACCGCGCAGACAAAGUGACGGGCAACCGGCGCGAGCUCAUCAUGGAUCAGCUGCCCAAUCUGAUGGGCAUCAAGGCUGUAGGGGUGGGGCAGGGUGGGGGCUGGAACCCUUGCAAGGAGCACAAUGGGGGCUGCUCUCACCUCUGUCUCAACCGGCCAGGCAACCACUCCGUCUGUGCCUGUCAGAUAGGUUACGAGUUGGCUACAGACGGACACACCUGUGUGGUUCCUGAAGCUUUCCUGUUGUUUGCUAGACGAGAAAACAUCGGAAGGAUAAGCAUUGAGAAUGCUGACAAUGAUGCCAUCAUUCCAGUGACUGGAGUAAAGGAUGCAAGUGCUCUCGAUUUCGACAUGACUGACAGCCGAAUCUACUGGACCGACGUGAAAGUGAAGGCAAUCACGAGAGCUUUCAUCAACGGAUCGCAGGUCGAACGCAUCGUGGAGUUUGGUCUGGACUCCCCAGAAGGGCUCGCUGUGGACUGGGUGGCACACAACAUCUACUGGGCUGACACUGGGAGUAAACGUAUCGAAGUCGCCAGAUUGGACGGUACCAGCCGGAAAGUACUUCUAUGGAAGAGCAUCGAGGAGCCUAGGAGUAUCGCUUUGGAUCCUAGCGAAUGUUACAUGUACUGGAGCGACUGGGGAGGUCAGGGCAGUGUGGAGCGUGCCACCAUGGAUGGAACCUCUCACUUAGUCAUAUUGGCGAAGGUGGGACGAGCCAACGGUCUGACCGUGGACUACACGGAGAGACGCCUCUACUGGUCCCAACUGCACGGCACACCCGCCAUCGAGGUGGCUGACUUGGACGGCAAGCACCGUUCCACCGUCAUUUCCAAGGACAUCGGCAGACCGUUUGCACUUACUCAGUACCAGGACUACAUCUACUGGGCCGACUGGAACAGCGGUAGUAUCGAACGGGUGGAGAAACACUACGGCGCCAACCGCACACUGCUUCACCGCCAGCUGGACCACGUGACGGACCUACAAGUGUUCCAUACUAGUAGACAGCUGGGGUGGAAUCUGUGCGCGGGAGACAACGGAGGCUGCAGUCACCUGUGCCUGGCACGGCCGGGGGACAGUAGUCGACACUGUGCUUGUCCCACACACUACACGCUGCACAACAAGACUUGCCAAGCACCAACAGCAUUCCUGCUAUAUUCUCAACGAAACAGUAUCAAUAGACUAAUAUGGGAAACGGAUGACUGCCCUGAUGUUCCUUUACCAAUCCAAAAUUUGAAAAAUGUACGAGCCAUUGAAUUUGACCCAGUGAAACAGUUUCUAUAUUGGAUUGACGGUCGCACGCAGUCUAUCAGGCGAUCCCAAGACACCGGAUCUUCAGUAGGGAUCGUUGUGGCGGGGGGUGGGGCGGUCCACCAACAUCCCUACGACCUCGCCAUCGACCCCUACACCCGCCUGCUGUACUGGAGCUGUGCUGUGGGCGACACAAUCAACGUAACACGACUCAGCAAUGGUUCGGCUCUGGGAGUCGUAGUGCGAGGUGCCAACGGGGAGAAACCGAGGAACAUUGCACUGCACCCCGACAAAGGGUUCCUGUUCUGGACGGACGUCGGUGUCAAGUCCCGAGUGCUGCGGUCACGGCUGGACGGCCAGAAGAGACUGGUGAUUGCUGAAGAGAAGGACCAGGUGACAGCUCUGGCUGUAGACAAGGACCAUGAUCUUAUCUUCUGGUCCACAAAACAGCGUAUCAACGUUGCUGAUCUCACAGGAAAAAACAUGCGAACAGUGGUGUCGAGUCAGCUGAGCCAGGUGUCAGGUCUGGCGGUGCUGGGAAACUACCUGUACUGGAUGGACAAGGAUCAACAGCUGAUUGAGCGAGUGGACAAGAACACGGGACUGUCCCGGGAGGUUAUCAUGUCCAAAGUGGCCCACCUUACCGACCUGGUGGCCAUCACAAACAUUAAAAAUGCAAACCAUCCGUGUGGGCCAUUGACGAAUCACGGAGGCUGUACUCACCUGUGCCUGCCGCUGCCCCACGGAUCCACAGAGUGCAGUUGUCCCCAGGGGUUAAUACUACACGAGGACCGUGCCACCUGCUCAGCCUUACCUGCCUGUGGAGUCGAUCACUUCACCUGCGGCGCACCCUCGGCUGACUGCAUCCCCUCUGCAUGGCGCUGCGAUGGCCAGAGCGACUGUCCUGACAGCAGCGAUGAGAUGGGCUGCCCCGAGUGUACCCAGCAUCAGUUCCGAUGUCACUCAGGACAGUGUAUUGAUGUGAGCUGGCUUUGUGACGGCAACUCGCAGUGCCCUGAUGGCUCAGACGAGAUCUCUUGCUGUACGACCUCGUCCCCCUCACUGUUCCCGUGUAAGCUGGGUGGGCCCUGUGUGUCGAUAACAGAAGUUUGUGAUGGCUGGUCCAACUGUCCUGAUGGUUCAGACGAGAGCCCUCUAGCCUGCCAGACACACCCCCCACCCAGGUUCGUCAGCAACCCACCCCAGGGCCACGUCACACUCUACAUCCUCAUCUCCAUCUCCUGCCUGGCAUCCUUCGCUGCCGCUCUCUACCGAUGCAAGAAAAGGUUCGCCCCGGCCAGUCCAGGGCUGCCUUGUGAGGACUCUGCAGCGGACCCUCUGUCCCCCAAGCCGUUACGGGUGGUGCCCAAAACCGGACCUACCAUACCGAAGCCUGCCCCGGCUGUCAGGAUGACGGCGAUUAACGGAACCAGUAGCUCCAGCUAUGACCGUAGCCACGUCACUGGAGCCUCCAGCUCGGCCUCAUUGCUGUGCUAUCCUCUGAACCCUCCACCGUCCCCCGCCACUACGGCACAGCGCGAGGAGUAUUGCUGUCCCCGUUACAGGCCCCCGCCCCCGACGCCCUGCAGUACAGACGUCUGUGACGAGAGUGACUCCAACUAUCGGUGCGAUAGUGACCCCUUUCCACCACCCCCCACCCCCCGGUCCCACUCGUCGGGGCCACCCUCUCCCUCAUCCUCCACAUACUUCCAUCCCCUCCCUCCCCCACCCUCACCCAACAGCAGGUGUCCCAACUGCUGACAUACCAUACGUUGUAUAGUGUACAGACCGUCUUGUAAAUAUGUACUAUGGUGGUUACUGAGUGUGCUAGCCUCCAACACAAACUGAUUUCUUCUUAACCAAGGAAUUUCUAAUGAUUCCUCCUUGUUGUCUUGUGUCAUAUAAUCUCUUUCACAUGUAGAUUAAAUAGAAAAAGCCCCUUAAUGAUGUUAAUCUCAUUUUAUUACUUCUAUAAAUUAUAGUUUAUUGCAGGCUUCUGUUGUAAAAGUUUGAAUACCUGUUCUCUUUCCCCAAGUUUAAAUUUGUAUUGCUUCACAAUACAGAACACGAUAAAUCUCAGAGACCACCAUAGUCAGUGUAAAUAUUGUUAAGGUGCCAUUUAUAUAUUGUAACAUAUCAAUUGAAUUUUGUUAAAAGUACAAUAGUUAAUGAUUUUUUAACUUAUAAAAGUCUUAAAUGUUGUGAAAGAACUAAAUUGUUCUAAUUUUUAAA
Messenger RNA from Homalodisca vitripennis (glassy-winged sharpshooter), 5223 nucleotides. It is a transcript of the gene arr, whose product is annotated as low-density lipoprotein receptor-related protein 6. The record is from RefSeq and is a predicted model, not a curated record. Lineage: Eukaryota; Metazoa; Arthropoda; Insecta; Hemiptera; Cicadellidae. The transcript is spliced from 24 exons. Bases 1 to 4752 code for a protein of 1583 amino acids. Gene Ontology annotation, molecular function: protein binding.